Molecule: messenger RNA, 734 nt
Organism: Pollicipes pollicipes
Lineage: Eukaryota; Metazoa; Arthropoda; Thecostraca; Pollicipedomorpha; Pollicipedidae
Exons: 3
Coding region: 124-564 (146 amino acids)
Source: RefSeq, a predicted model, not a curated record
GGUCUUGCGGAGCGCGACACGGGAGGGGGGAUCGGCCGGCGGUGUUCGAGUGUGAAAGACGGGCGCCUCGGGGAGCGCCGCGCGGGACACCGGAGCGGCCGGUGGCGGUGCGAACCUCUGAGAAUGGCGGGCAUCGCAUCGGUUCUGGCCCUCGUGCUCUGGGCGGCAACAGAGGCCGAGGCGCUGCACUGCUACGCUUGCGUGCCGAACCAGCAGAUCGCCGGCGUGCAGAUCCCGGCAGCCAUCGCCAACAAGACGAGCGGCUUCCCGCGCUGCAGCGCGCUGAGUCUGGCCGAGCCGGCGCUGCGGUUCGAGAUGACCUGCCCGGCAGGCCUUGACCGUUCCUGCAUCAAGAUCCGCGACGAUAGCGGGAACGAGAUGCGUAGCUGCUUCUCCACCGCCAUCAGCCGCUGCACCAAGACCUCCAAGAAGGGACAGGUGCUCUGCACGUGCAAGAAUGAUCUCUGCAACGCGGCGGGCAAGACGGCGCCGGCCGCCGCUAGCCUGGCGCUGGCGCUGGCGCUGACGUCAGUGUGCUUCGGUCGCCACACUAGCGCCGCCUAGGGGAUGAACGGCGUGACGUAGGCGGCACGCUCCGGCCCGGCCGGGCACCCUCAGUUUGUCAUCGUCGCUAACCGCGCGAUUAAACAGCACCGCAUCGCGGUAACUGACCACGGCGCGCGCACGGGAGAACGCCGCGCCCGGCUGGCCCAGGGCCAAGGCAGGGGGGGGGG